Stereum hirsutum FP-91666 SS1 is the source of this 2211-nucleotide messenger RNA. Its product is annotated as terpene synthase. Gene Ontology annotation, cellular component: lipid droplet. Gene Ontology annotation, molecular function: lanosterol synthase activity. The transcript has 10 exons. NCBI's taxonomy places the organism in Eukaryota, Fungi, Basidiomycota, Agaricomycetes, Russulales, Stereaceae. Gene Ontology annotation, biological process: ergosterol biosynthetic process; triterpenoid biosynthetic process. Bases 1 to 2211 code for a protein of 736 amino acids. The record is from RefSeq and is a predicted model, not a curated record.
AUGUCGAACUGGUCCCCGCUUAAUGUUCCUGACUCCCCAAAGGAGCCAUUCACCGACUACUCACGCUGGAGAUUGCGGAAUACGACCGAUGGAAGCCAUAUAUGGGACUACCUUCAAACUGACGAGGAUAAUGAAGCGCAACCGCAGACGGAUAGGGACAAGUACUUCCUUGGGAUACCCUUGAACUACCCACCACUACCUAAAGCCAACACACCAUUAGAUGCCGCUCGGAAUGGAUACACCUUCUACAAGCAUCUUCAAUCACCAGACGGGCAUUGGGCAGGCGAAUACGGAGGCCCAAUGUUUCUACUACCUGGUCUCGUCAUUGGUUCAUACGUGUCCGGAAUGACAUUCCUCGAGGUGGAGAGACUGGAGAUGAUCCGCUAUGUUCUCAACCGUGCACACCCCGAUGAUGGUGGCUGGGGUUUGCACAUCGAAGGCGAAUCUACAGUGUUCGGUACAGCCAUGAAUUAUACUGCGCUGCGAUUACUUGGUGUCUCCGCGGAACAUCCUGCAAUGGUGAAAGCGAGAGCUACACUCCACAAGUUCGUAGGGGGCGCGGUCGCGUCGCCUUCCUGGGGAAAAUUCUGGCUUUCGGUCCUCAACGUAUAUGAGUGGGAAGGCAAUAACCCGGUUCCAACUGAGAUUUUACUGCUCCCUAAAUGGGUUCCUUUCCACCCAUGGAGAUGGUGGAUUCACGUUCGUACUGUCUAUAUCCCUAUGGCCUACUUGUCAAACGUGCAUUUCAAGGCCGAGGAGAACGACCUCAUCCGGUCUCUACGCCAGGAACUCUACACACAACCCUACGAAUCCAUCGACUGGCCUGCACAAUGCAACAACGUUAGCCCAAUAGACGUUUACGCCCCACAUAGCACCAUCUUCGAUUUCCUUAAUAUCAUCCUCAAACUCUACGAACCAUGCUCAAUUCCACCUGUCCGCCGUGCCGGCAUCGCCGAAGCUUACAAGCUCAUCGUCCUCGAAGACGAAAACACGACGUACCAGACCCUCGGCCCAGUCUCGAAGAUGAUGAACCUCGUCGCGCGCUUCCAUGCGGAAGGACCCGAGUCGCAUGCGUACAAGAUGCACGAUAUCAAAAGGAAGGAUUUUAUGUGGAUCAAUGGAGAGGGAAUGAUGAUGUGUGGAACGAACGGGAGUCAGUUGUGGGACAUCGGGUUUAUGACGCAGGCGUUAGUCGAGACAGGGUUGGCGAAGGAAGAGGAGAAUAAGGAUAGUCUCGUGGCGGCGUUGAAGUGGUUGGAGGAGUGUCAAAUGACAGAGGAUCCGAAGCAUCUUGAGACGAGUAAUAGGCAUCGGACGAAGGGUGCUUGGCCGUUCAGUACGAAGGAACAAGGGUACACGGUCAGCGAUUGCACAGGUGAGGGGUUGAAAUCGGUUUUGUACCUGCAGAAUCACCUCGACUUCACGCCGAAAUUGGUUUCUGAUCGUCGAUUAUUUGAUGCCGUGGACACACUGCUUACUAUGCAGAACCCGAGUGGUGGUUUUGCCAGCUACGAGCUCAUCCGUGGGCCCAGCUGGCUCGAACAACUCAACGCUGCCGAGGUCUUCGGCAACAUCAUGAUCGAAUACGCUUAUCCCGAAUGUACAACAUCCGUUAUCACCUCCCUCUCCAUCUUCCGCCAGUCCUACCCCUCUUACCGUUCCGCCGAAAUAUCUACCACUAUACAACGUGCGAUCGUAUUCCUCCACAACGCUCAAUAUCCCGAGGGCGGGUGGUUCGGCUCAUGGGGCAUCUGUUUCACGUAUGCGACAAUGUUCGCGUUGGAGUCGUUAAGCCUUGUCGGGGAGACGUAUGAGACAAGUAAGUAUGCGAAAAAAGCAUGUGACUGGUUGAUUGGGAAACAGAGGGCGGAUGGUGGGUGGGGCGAGAGUUGGAAGACCUGCGAGACCGCGGCGUGGGUCGAGCACGAAAACACGCAGGUCGUACAGACGUGUUGGGCCGCUAUGGCGCUCAUAUACGCAAAAUUCCCCAAGGCAAAGCCCAUAGCGGAGGCCGUCCGGCUGGUCAUGAAGCGUCAACUGCCCGACGGUUCAUGGCCUCAAGAAGCUAUUGAAGGCGUCUUCAACAAGAGCUGCGCCAUCUCAUACCCUAAUUUCAAGUUCUCAUUCACGGUGUGGAUGUUGGGGAAGGCGCAUAAGUAUCUCAAGGAGAAGGACGCUUUGGGUCUUGUUAGUGGCCUUGAAGGGCUAUAA